GAUUACGAAUUACAAUUUACACAUUUAACAUUAAUAAUUUACUAAAUAAAAAGGGGAAUUCCUGUAAACAGUAGUCUAGGAAUAAACAUCAUUUAAAAACCCACACUUUAAAAUCUAAUAAAUGAGGGGGUAAUAAUAAGUGAUAAAACUACCCAAAGUGCAUCUAAAAUUGUAAAACCCAUCCAUUUACCAAAUUUACCUUUCCUAUUGUGAUAUUAUUAUGGGUAGGAUAAACGUGUUGUUAUAUAACCUAAUACCAAUAGUGUUGUGAAGAAUGCCCAUGAAAUUAUAUAAACCAAAUGCCAGGGCUGAUGUGUAGUUCUGUGCCAGUGUACUCUUCCCCAAAUAUAUCCAUGUGUUGGUUAGGGCUCGUGCUAGUGUUAUACUUAUUAUGAAGAUCUAAUAUCAGUGGGAUAAGGGCAUCUUUCACACAGGGUAGUACCAUUUUGUUAUUCAGCAAGUCUUGGGCCUUAUACUGUCCCUAAUAAAAUCUUUCUCUUUUCCCUCAGCGACAGUCGGAAUCCAGCUCCCUCUCUGAGAUUUACAAGGUGAGUAGAAAAGAGGGGAAAAUAAUGUGAACACUCACUGUAAAUGCUGCAAGAGCAUGGAAUCUGGGAGUUGGUUUGGUGAUGGACAUAUUUUACCCUUUUUAAAUAUUAUGUUAUGCAUAAAAUUCUCCUUUUAUUCUAUUUUGUUGUCCAGCCUCCUGAUGGUCGGCUGACCAAGGAUGUGCUCCUCGGAGAGGGCGGCACUGGAGACGUCUACCAGGUAAGGGACCAACUAAAUUAGGGUUGAAUAGAAAGAACUUACUCAGUGGUUCACAAAAAGGCUUAAAUAGCUCUGCACUGAAUUUAGUAUCUUCCCAAAAUGCCUUGUUAAACCAAGACUUGCUAAAACAAAGUGUAAGUUAAACUUUUCUGUCUGUAUUACAGGGACGACACCAUCGGAAAGGUGUGGUGGCCGUGAAGAUAGCCAACAUCAGUCGGGUAACGUAUCUUUAUAUUUCCAUUUGUUAUAUCAUGCCUGUUUGUGAGGUUGCCUAUGUGAGCUAAAGGGAUUUCUAUUAUUCCACUCCAGGAUGAAGACUCAGUCUGCAGGGAGCUGAUGUUUCUCCAGCAGUUCAGCGGCCACAAGAACGUCGCCUCUUUCUUUGGAGCCUACUACAGGGCUCCACUCACGGAGUGCUCAUCGGAGCUCUUGGAAAUUGCUCUUGAAUACUGUGGUGGCGGUUCUCUCCACAACCUCAUCAACAAGACCAAUGGCCAAUCCCUGAAGGAGACCUGGAUUGGUUAUAUCUGCAAGGAGGUUUUAAAGGUAAGGUCAGAUUUACCCCUUAAGGACUUUUCUUUAAUUGCAUAGAUUAUAUAUACAAUCUGUUUGUUGGGAAUGUUUAGUCUUAUGUCUGUAACAUUCUCUAUCUCCCCAGGGGCUGCACCACAUCCACAAGAACCGGGUCGUUCAUAAAGACAUAAAGAGCCUGAACAUCAUGCUCACAGAGACAGCCAAAGUGAAGAUCAUCGACUUUGGAAACAGCUGGAACCUGGACCCGCAAACUGGAUUGUGCCACGAAGCGGAAGGGACUCCACAUUGGAUGGCACCCGAGACCAUAAGGCAGAAGGGCCAGCGCCUGGCGUAUGACACCAAAGUAUGUUGUACUUAUAAUACUUGUAACAACACUGAGCAUUUACCUAUUAGUGUUAAUGGGACAUAGAGGAAGUAAUUUUCUCAUGGGGGGAAAGAAGUUUUUCUGAAACGUUGGGUUUCUUACCUUUUUGCACAAUGUGUCUGCUUUAAAAUAUUUGUUCUUUUGCUCAGUUAUGUAACUGCUAUUGUUUGUAAUGGAGAUGUAUUGCUGUAUACGUUUAUAAAUAUAAUUUUAAAAAAAAGCAUUUUCUCACGUUUACAUAUAACAUGGUGUGCUUUAUUACUAGGGUGUGCAUUGGGAUAUUUUAGAAGUUGUAUUUUGUUCUGUUUUGGCCAUAAUUGACCUAAGGAGAAUGCCAUGUACUUUUGCUCCCAUACAAAUAUAUGUAUAUGUUUCUAAAGUAGAAUAUGAAAGAGUAGUAGCCUCCUUAUUUAGAUUUUAUUAAAAACCCACUAACUCAAUUCUCUCCUUCUAAUGCUCUUUUGUUUGUCUUUUGCAGUGUGACAUCUGGUCGCUGGGUAUAACCGCCAUCGAAAUGGCCGAGGGACAAGAACCUUACGCAGGGCAAUACCCAGUGGAGCACCUGAUCAGAGAAGCCCAACCACCGAAGCUUCGAUCAAAGACCUGGUCACAAAGUUUUGUGUCUUUUCUGGAGUCCUGUUUGACGAAGGAUCCUUCUGAGAGAGGAAGUGCCGAAGAACUCCUGCAGCACCCAUUCAUCAAAGAACUGCCCCCUAAGAAGAUCAUCAGGGCUGAGAUUGAAGAACAUCUCCGGGCUCUGCAGAACCGGCCGGCCAAGAAAGGAUUGAAGGGAAAAGCUAUGAAACAGCUGCGUCGCGCUUGUGACUUCUACGCACGCAACACAGCAGAGGAACAAAAAGUGGCUCUGCAAAUGGCCCUGGAGGGCUUUCCCUGUAACUGAUCUUGUGGCCAGUAACAGCAACAGCCCAGAAUGAAUCUCUUGUGUAAAAUUCUAGGUGAAAGAAACAUCCACAGAGAAAGGUGAAGCAGCUCAACCAGUGGUGACUUUGAGAUUAGUGCAGCUCCACCAGCAGUGUCUGCUCCUCCCCUGAAGCACCAGGAUGAUCAUUUACUAAUGUAACCAGUGGCAUCUAUCUUGAGAUCAUGCAACACCACCAGCAGUCUCAAAUUCAAGGUUCACAUCUCCACCAGUGGUACCUUACAUUUCAACUACUGUACCAUUAUUCUACCCACUGCUUCUAUAUUU
Molecule: messenger RNA, 2873 nt
Organism: Xenopus laevis (African clawed frog)
Lineage: Eukaryota; Metazoa; Chordata; Amphibia; Anura; Pipidae
Product: serine/threonine-protein kinase 3-like
Exons: 7
Coding region: 2181-2567 (128 amino acids)
Source: RefSeq, a predicted model, not a curated record